UUUUUUUAAAUUUUAUUUUAGAUAAAUCAAAAUAUUAUGACUUCUCCGAGGCCUCAAUCCUUAAGUGAUAUGUCAGAUGUAGUAGAAAUAAAAGGAUGUGAUGCAAUUCCAUGUUGUAAUCCAAAAAGUUUAUUCCACAGAAUUAUUGUGCUUAUAUUUAUAUGUUUUCUAAGUUUUGGUAGUUACUUUUGCUUUGACAAUCCUGCUGCUUUGCAAGAAUAUAUUGAAAAAGAUAUGAAAUUAAAUACUGCAAAUUAUAUGUUGUUGUACUCAUUAUAUUCUUGGCCAAAUGUUGUUCUCUGCUUUUUUGGUGGCUUCCUUAUCGAUAGAGUGUUUGGAAUUAGGCUUGGUGCAAUUAUUUUCAGUUCAUUUGUAUUUCUUGGUCAGGUUAUCUUUGCACUUGGUGCAUUAACUAAUCAUUUUUGGCUUAUGUUGAUGGGAAGAUUUGUAUUUGGAAUUGGUGGUGAAUCUCUGGCUGUAGCCCAAAAUACAUAUGCUGUGUCUUGGUUCAAAGGGCGUGAGUUAAACAUGGUUUUUGGAUUACAACUUAGCUUUUCAAGAAUUGGUAGUACUGUAAACAUGAAUGUCAUGGCGCCAUUAUAUAUGUUUUUACAAAAACAUAUUAAUUCUGAAGAUAAGCAGUAUGUUAUUCUUGGUUGGACACUAAUGGCAGGUUGCGUAUUUUGUAUCCUAUCUCUUAUUAGUGCUUUGGUGAUGGCUUACUUUGACAAAAGAGCAGCUAGAUUAUUGAACAAAUCAAAUGCAAAAACAGGUGAGGUGAUUCGAUUAACUGAUGUUAAGGAUUUUCCUCUUUCUGUGUGGUUAAUAUUUCUAAUUUGUGUCGCAUAUUAUGUUGCUGUUUUUCCAUUUAUUAGUUUGGGAUUAGUAUAUUUUCAAGCAAAGUACGAUAUGAUAGAACGUGAUGCUACUACAGUUAACAGUCUUAUUUUUCUUAUAUCAGCUGCUGCUUCUCCUGUAUUUGGCUUGUAUGUUGACAAAGUUGGCUACAAUGUCUUUAACUUAAUUUUUGGAAUUUUUCUCACAUUAUCUGCUCAUGGAAUACUUGCAUUCACAUUUAUAUCACCAUUUGCUGCAAUGGCUAUAAUGGGGGUUGGAUAUUCUUUGGUGGCUUGCGCCUUGUGGCCUUUAGUUGCUAUGGUUGUUCCAGAAUAUCAGUUGGGUACUGCUUAUGGAUUUAUGCAGUCUAUUCAAAAUUUGGGUCUUGCAGUGGUUUCAAUCAUUGCUGGGCAAAUUGUUGAUACUAGUGGAUAUUUAAUUCUUGAAGUUUUUUUCCUUGCUUUACUUUGUGUGGCCUUAAUAUCGACUUUAAUAUUGUAUCUUGUGGAUCUUGCAAAAGAUGGUUCAUUGAACAGAAGUGCAUCGGUUAGGAAAAAGUUGUCAGAGAGAAAAAUAGAAAAAUCUGAAUCAAAACCUCUUUUGGAAGAUUAUUACUCAUGUCCUCCUCCUGGCACCUCAUCCUCUCCUAUUAAACCUAAAUCAGCUCACGAUCUUCGUCUAAAGUACCUGUCUAAAAUUGGCGGCCCUGCUUUUCAACCACCAGAAAACUUCAGAACGUCGGCUUUUGUCUUUCCCCACGUUCUUAAGUAACGAACCAAUUAAUUACAUUUACACAUUUAAACUUUGCUUAACGCUGAAACGAUUGUGUUACGUAAAAAUAAACUUAUUAGUAUUAUUAUGAACGCUUUGCGCUGAGUAUGCAUUUUAUAUGUUUUAUAAAAAUAAAAGAGUUUAAAAUUUUUUUUUUCUUGAUAUGUUUUUCACUUGAUAAAUUUUCCUUUUAUUUUAAAUUUUGCGCUUAUUUUAUAUAUUUUUUGAUAAUUUAGAAAUAGAUCAAUUUCUUUAUAUAUAGAAUAUAUUUUGCUGAAAAAUUAUUUUGUACAAAAUAAUCUUGUUCAAUUUUAAAUUUAACCUUCUCAUCGUUUUUAUUUUACUCUACUUUUUCCAAUUCUGUGGAUUUCAUCUAUCAAUCUUUUUUUAUCUGAGUUUUAUGUAGUAGUUGUUCUGUAUGGAAAAGCUACAUUUAGCACAAAAUUUAUAGCAUAAGUUUUUUUUUUAAUUUUUGUCUGUGCGGUUUGGAUAAAAAAAAAAUCUUGAAAGAUAAUUUGACAAAAACCUAAAUAUUUCUCAUGAGGGUUCAAAGGGGUUUUUUUAUUUACCAGUGUAUUGUAAAUACAGUAUCCAAAUGUAGUCA
This is a messenger RNA of Hydra vulgaris (swiftwater hydra), 2212 nucleotides long. RefSeq names its product major facilitator superfamily domain-containing protein 1. The record is from RefSeq and is a predicted model, not a curated record. Gene Ontology annotation, cellular component: lysosome. NCBI's taxonomy places the organism in Eukaryota, Metazoa, Cnidaria, Hydrozoa, Anthoathecata, Hydridae. Gene Ontology annotation, molecular function: transmembrane transporter activity. Gene Ontology annotation, biological process: transmembrane transport.